This is a messenger RNA of Archocentrus centrarchus (flier cichlid), 1110 nucleotides long. Its product is annotated as tumor necrosis factor ligand superfamily member 14-like. Gene Ontology annotation, biological process: immune response. The record is from RefSeq and is a predicted model, not a curated record. Gene Ontology annotation, molecular function: tumor necrosis factor receptor binding. Lineage: Eukaryota; Metazoa; Chordata; Actinopteri; Cichliformes; Cichlidae. Gene Ontology annotation, cellular component: membrane.
GUCAUCUUCAUUUCCUCCUUAUAUGAGCUGAAAAGCAAUAUUUGUGAUAGUUGACAGCAGGCAAGCGAACACAAGAGGUUAGCGUGAGUAGCAAUAUCUGUAGAGAGAGAAAAUAUCUAGAUUAAAAAAAAAAAAGCAGAGACGUUAGUGUAGUUCAGAGAAUGUUGUUAGAUGUAUAUUUUUACAUUGCGUUGAGAACGUAUUUGAAACAGAAGACUGUGUAGGAACUACCCUGUAUUGCUGGAUGGUUGGCUGAGCUGUGGAGCUGUGGAGGAACAUUUAAAUACAAGUAUCUCCUUCGACUUUUACCCUUACAUCUCAGGUAGUCUGUGAUCUGGUGAGAUGUCAGAGGGCGGCGUGGGUACCUGCCCCCAGGUGUUUGUGGUGGAUAGUCAAGCCAGCUACAUUAACAUGCCCACUGAAAGGAAACCAAGGUGGACGAGUCAACUCCAAAAGUUUCUUCUCUUACUGGUAGGACUGGCCAUGUUGGGAAUUAUUGUCGAGGGAUUUUUAAUCUACAACCUUUACCAAAAAACCAAGGAAUUUCCUCUUUCUAGCCCUCAACAUCUCUAUCAGAACUUGUCCAACCCCAAAGCCCAAAGUCAAGUGGGAUAUAGAGGAGACUCCAAUGAGAUUCCAUCAGUGCAGACACAGACACAACAGAGAGCCUUUGCUCACUUGUUGGGCCCCAGUAAUUCUAUAGGGGAAGGCGAUGUGGUGCAGUGGGUAGAAGAAGGUGACGCCGUCACCCAAAACAUGAAGUAUGACAAAGGCCGACUGAUAGUAGAAAGGGAAGGUUACUACUAUCUCUACUCCAAAGUGCAAAUGAAUGCUGGAGAAGAGUGUGUACUUAUCCAGCACAAGGUCAUGAAGAAGACCAAAGCCUAUGACCACCCUCUAGAACUUAUGCAAUCAAAAAGUCAUCGCUGCUCAACCUCAAGACCUAUUCGUUUAACGUCUUCAGAACCUGAGGAUCUGUGGAACAGUUACUUAGCUGGGAUUUUCCAACUGCACGUUGGAGAUGAAAUUUAUGUCACAUUGAAAAAUAUACAGAAGAUUCGUCCAGGACCUUCUGAAAACUUCAUGGGGGCCUUCAUGGUAUCUCCUUAG